AUGUCUCCUCACAAGGUCGAGGCCGAGGUCGAUGGCCUCAAAGUGAGGAUCGCCAUCGACAGAGGUGGCACUUUUACCGACUGCUUGGGCAUGGUUGAGGGGCGAGAUGAAGACAUCGUCGUCAAAUUGCUCUCCCAAGACCCCGGCAACUACGCAGAUGCUCCCAUCGAGGGCAUCCGACGGAUCUUGGAAAAGGCCACCGGCAGGACGAUUCCAAGAAACCACAAACUCGAUACUGCCGAAUUCGCCAAUUUCUCGGUGCGAAUGGGCACGACGGUUGCGACAAAUGCUCUUCUGGAACGAAAAGGAGAGCGUGUCGCUCUCUUGAUCACCAAGGGCUUCAAAGACGCUCUGGUCAUUGGUAACCAAUCUCGACCGAAACUGUUUGCUCUCAAUAUCGAGCGACCCGGUGUGCUCUUCGAGGACGUGGUCGAAGUCGACGAGCGCGUCACUAUUGAAGACUAUCAGCAAAACCCUACGCCUGACCCGCAGAAGCUGAACGCACUGCUAGAGACGGAUCCGGACCUGACCAAGGGUGUCAGCGGUGAGGUCGUCAGGAUAUUGACCAGGCUAGAUGAAGUCCAGGUCAAGAAGGACCUCCAGAUGCUCUUUGACAAGGGCUAUCGCUCCAUCGCGGUGUGCUUGACACAUUCAUAUACAUUUCAAGAACAUGAAUUGGCCAUCGAAAAGAUAGCCCAAGAAGUCGGCUUCCCUCAGAUCUCCUUGUCCAGCCAGCUUCUGCCUAUGAUCAAGAUGACGUCUCGAGGCACCUCGGCCACGGUCGACGCAUAUCUCACGCCCGUGAUCAAGCAGUACAUCCAAGGCUUCCGGUCCGGAUUCAAAGACGAGCUCAAAUCCGAUGAAACUCGAUGCGAGUUCAUGCAGAGUGAUGGCGGUCUGGUGAAUUUCGAAAAAUUCUCCGGGCUACGCGCUAUUCUAUCCGGUCCGGCAGGUGGUGUCGUAGGCCAUGCAAGAACCUCUUAUGACCCCGAAGAGCGAACCCCCGUGAUCGGCUUCGACAUGGGCGGGACCAGUACGGACGUGUCACGUUUCGACGGCACUUUCGACCAUACCUUUGAGAACACAACAGCGGGAGUAACAGUCAUGGCUCCCCAGCUCGAUAUCAACACCGUAGCAGCUGGCGGUGGAAGUAUCCUGUUCUGGCGCCACGGCUUGUUUGUCGUCGGACCCGAUAGUGCCGGCGCCCACCCUGGCCCAGCAUGUUAUCGAAAAGGCGGUCCCUUAACUGUGACAGAUGCCAACUUGUUCUUGGGUAGACUGUUGCCAGAAUACUUCCCCAAGAUCUUCGGCCCGAACGAGAACGAAGGCUUAGAUAUAGAGAUCACACGGCAGAAAUUCAACGUUCUAGCGACCCAGAUCAAUCAAGAAACAGGCCAGGCGAAAACCCCGGAGCAGAUCGCUCUAGGGUUUCUCGAGGUCGCCAAUGAGUCCAUGGCAAAACCGAUCAGAGCCCUCACUCAAGCACGAGGCUUUGACACGUCGGCACAUAACCUCGCUUGCUUUGGUGGCGCCGGAGGCCAGCACGCCUGUGCUAUAGCUUCCUCCCUGUCCAUCCAGACCGUCAUUAUUCACAGGUACUCGUCGAUUCUGUCGGCGUAUGGUAUGGCCUUGGCGGAUGUCGUGCAUGAAACGCAAGAACCGGCGUCCGGAGUCCUAGACGAAGCAGCCAUGCCGGCAGUCGAGGCUCGUAUCGCGGAACUCAAGAAGAAAGUCGACAAGGAAUUGACCAGCGACGGCAUCCCCCUCGACCAGAUCCAUCACGAAGUCUACCUCAACCUCAGAUAUCAAGGCACAGACAACUACCUGAUGAUCCUGGAGCCAGAGGAUGGCGACUACAAGGCUGCUUUCAUGAGAGACCAUCAGCGUGAAUUCACCUUCACGUUCACCAACCGCAACAUCUUGGUCGAAGACAUUCGAGUUCGCGGAGUCGGCAAGUCAGCAGCCACGCCAUCAGAGUCCCCUCACAAAGAAUUGAAGAGCCUCAAGACCUUCAACGUCGGCAGUCAGGCAAAGGAUGACACGGCAACAGUGUAUUUCAGCCAGACAGGACAUGUCGAGACUCCGGUGUUCUUUCUGGGUAAUCUGAAGCCCGGCAGCUUCAUCAACGGCCCGGCCAUGAUCAUCGACCAGACCCAAACCAUCGUCGUCGAGCCCGAGGCCACGGCAACGAUUCUGUCCAGACAUGUGAUCUUGACCGUAGCCUCGGCGAAGAAAGCCACAAGCACAACAACAGACAAGUCAGUAUCAGCGUCGCUGUCAGUCGAUCCAAUCCGCCUCUCGAUCUUCGGCCACCGCUUCAUGUCCGUGGCCGAGCAAAUGGGCCGAAUGUUCCAGAAAACCUCCGUGUCUACCAACAUCAAGGAGCGACUCGAUUUCUCGUGUGCCCUCUUCUCGCCUGACGGGAAGCUCGUCGCCAACGCGCCCCACGUCCCGGUCCAUCUCGGCUCGAUGGAAUACGCCGUGCGCUACCAACACGCGAAAUGGGCGUCCGAUCUCAAGCCAGGCGACCACAUUCUCACCAACCACCCUCUUGCCGGGGGCACCCAUUUACCAGAUAUCACGAUCAUCACGCCCGUGUGGGACGAGGCGGGCGAGAAGAUCAUCUUCUACGUCGCCUCACGCGGCCAUCAUGCCGAAAUCGGCGGGACCCGGCCGGGCUCGAUGCCCUCCGACAGCCGGAUGCUGUACGAAGAAGGCGCAAUGACGAUGGGCUUCAAAGUCGUCUCGGGCGGCCACUUCAACGAAUCGACCGUCCGACGGUUCUUGUACGACGAGCCAGCCAGUUAUCCGAACUGCAGCGGCACACGAACAUACAAUGACAACGUGUCUGACCUGAAGGCCGCCAUUGCCGCGAACCAGAAGGGUGCCCAGUUGAUCCGCGUCUUGAUUGAUGAAUAUACGCUGCCAGUCGUUCAUUUCUACAUGGACGCGAUCAAGUCCAACGCCGAGGUCGCGGUGCGGGAGUUCCUGAAAAAGGUCGGCCGAGAGUCCAAGGGCAAGCCACUCCGCUUUUCCGAUUAUAUGGACGACGGCACCGAGAUCAGGCUGGAGAUCAGGAUCGACGCGGAAACGGGGAACUCGGAAUUCGACUUCACAGGCACAGGAAGAGAGACGUUCAAUUGUCUGAAUGCGCCCAAAGCCAUUGCUCACUCGGCCAUCAUUUACUGCCUGCGCGCGCUGAUCGACGUCGACAUCCCACUUAACCAGGGCUGUUUGGAGCCGAUCAACGUCAUCAUCCCCGAGGGCACCCUGUUGAAUCCGUCAGGCCAUGCGGCCGUGUGUGCUGGCAACCCAACGACGUCGCAGCGGAUCACAGAUGUGAUUCUGGGAGCGUUUGGUGCCUGCGCGGCGUCCCAGGGCGAUUGCAACAUCAUCUCGUUCGGGAUGGGUGGCAAAGACGCCCAGGGGAAUGAAAUCCCCGGAUUCGGCGUGGGCGAGACGAUUUGCGGCGGUUCAGGCGCCGGGCCGUUCUGGCAUGGCACGUCGGGCGUCCAUGUCCACAUGACCAACACACGCAUCACGGAUCCCGAGGUCUACGAGAUUCGAUACCCCAUCAUCUUGCGCCAGUUCUCGAUUCGCCAGGGGUCUGGUGGGCGAGGCAUGUACAAUGGCGGCAACGGGGUGAUUCGGGAAAUCGAGUUCCGCAUCCCGCUGUCGGCGUCGAUGUUGAGUGAGCGUCGCGUCUACAGGCCUUAUGGGAUGGCUGGUGGUGAGCCCGGUGCGGCGGGCUUGAAUCUGUAUGUCAAGAAGGAGAUGGACGGAACGGAACGGAUCAUCAAUAUCGGCGGCAAGAUGGAGCUGAGUACCCUGCCGGGCGAACGCAUUCUCAUCCACACCCCUGGCGGUGGAGGCUGGGGGAGUCCCUCGGAUCCGCCGUCGCCGUCGGCCAGACCUGUCGUGCCUGAUAACUUGCGCUUCCAGCCGCGCGGGAGUGUCUAUACCUGGACCAUGGCUGCCGAGUCUGCGCAGUGA
Capronia coronata CBS 617.96 is the source of this 3993-nucleotide messenger RNA. Its product is annotated as 5-oxoprolinase (ATP-hydrolyzing). The transcript is spliced from 4 exons. Gene Ontology annotation, biological process: glutathione metabolic process. Lineage: Eukaryota; Fungi; Ascomycota; Eurotiomycetes; Chaetothyriales; Herpotrichiellaceae. Bases 1 to 3993 code for a protein of 1330 amino acids. Gene Ontology annotation, cellular component: cytosol. The record is from RefSeq and is a predicted model, not a curated record. Gene Ontology annotation, molecular function: 5-oxoprolinase (ATP-hydrolyzing) activity.